Molecule: messenger RNA, 1025 nt
Organism: Drosophila busckii
Lineage: Eukaryota; Metazoa; Arthropoda; Insecta; Diptera; Drosophilidae
Gene: mad2
Product: mitotic spindle assembly checkpoint protein MAD2A
Exons: 3
Coding region: 402-1025 (207 amino acids)
Biological process (GO): mitotic spindle assembly checkpoint signaling
Cellular component (GO): nucleoplasm; kinetochore; cytoplasm
Source: RefSeq, a predicted model, not a curated record
AAUAUAGCUGCAGUACGUGUCGAAUUUUGUCAGUGUUUUAAAUAUUGGAGCAUCCCCAAAGCUCGGCAGUACAAAAUCUCUGCAGAUAUAUUUCCUGGCAUAAUUUGUUUGGCAUGCCAAGUUCGUUGCCUAAGUCAGAUUCAAGCAUAUGACUUCCGCGCAUAAAAACUAUCACAUACUUUCAGGGCUGCGUAUUUAUUUUUUGUGGAUGAUACGUGUCAGUUUUGCCUUAUCGGCACGAUCGAUUAGCACUUGAAAAUCGAAUAUGUGCACAUUAGCCAUCGAUAUAUAAAUGUGUUUUUUUCACAUCACCAAAGGAAAGCUUGCUGCGAUCUUAGUGCGCUUGAUUUUAAAUUAUAAUAAAAUUGUUAAACUGUGUGAUAGUUAAAAGCCUAUUCGAAAUGUCUACAUCCCAGGCAACAAAGAACUGCAUAACAUUGAAGGGUUCCGCUACUAUUAUAGUGGAAUAUCUAAAGUAUGGCAUUAAUUCGAUAUUGUUUCAACGUGGAAUAUAUCCUGCGGAGAACUUUGACAGCACGCAGCAAUAUGGCUUGACAAUACUUAUGUCCAAGGAUCCAAAGAUCACAUCCUUUUUGCAGAAUGUGCUCACUCAGACAGAAGAAUGGCUGGCGAAGAAUAUGAUUAAUAAGAUAUCCAUGGUCAUUACCAAUGCACACACCAAGGAAGUGCUCGAGUGUUGGGACUUCAAAAUGCAGGCUGAGGUAGGUGAUGGUGAGACUGGCGAUCCCACCAAGCUAACUUCCUCGAAGGAGCUCAGCCGCAUACAAAACGAAAUUAGAGAUGUUAUGCGACAAAUCUCUGCUACAGUUAGCUAUCUACCGCUGCUGGACUGCAUAUGUACUUUCGAUGUGAUGAUACAUACGCUGCAAAAUACAGAGAUUCCAGCACAGUGGGACGAAACCGGUGCAGUAUUUAUACAGAAUGCCCAGGCGGUGCAGCUGCGGUCGUUCUCGACGGGCUUGCACAAGGUGGACACUGUGGUCAAUUACAAAAUGAGCUCCUAA